AUGCCGUCGGAUCAUGGUGGAGCAAUAUUCGUCGACGUCUCUGUAGGCCAGCGGGAAGAGCCUGGUCGAGUGCAGGUGUCUCGCCAACAAGCUCACCAUUCAGCCGGAAAUACCUGGGAGAAAGGGCUUAUUUACGUAGCCCCCACAUGCCAGAGCACGGAGCACCAUGGUGCCAGCCCCAUUGCUCGAGUUGGCCAUGGCAAGAUCCCCACCCGUCUAGGCCGCGUUCUGUCACGCUCGCCGAACGAUCUGGCCCCUACAUUGAGAGAUCGCCAGGUCCCCAUCGCCGCUCUCCUUGUACAUACAAGUACAGUAUGA
Trichoderma asperellum CBS 433.97 is the source of this 318-nucleotide messenger RNA. Lineage: Eukaryota; Fungi; Ascomycota; Sordariomycetes; Hypocreales; Hypocreaceae. The record is from RefSeq and is a predicted model, not a curated record.